Molecule: messenger RNA, 6848 nt
Organism: Coturnix japonica (Japanese quail)
Lineage: Eukaryota; Metazoa; Chordata; Aves; Galliformes; Phasianidae
Gene: PIK3CD
Product: phosphatidylinositol-4,5-bisphosphate 3-kinase catalytic subunit delta
Biological process (GO): phosphatidylinositol-mediated signaling; phosphatidylinositol 3-kinase/protein kinase B signal transduction; phosphatidylinositol-3-phosphate biosynthetic process
Cellular component (GO): phosphatidylinositol 3-kinase complex; plasma membrane; cytoplasm
Molecular function (GO): 1-phosphatidylinositol-3-kinase activity; 1-phosphatidylinositol-4-phosphate 3-kinase activity
Source: RefSeq, a predicted model, not a curated record
GGGCGGGGCGGGACGGGACGGAACCGCCCGCCGGCAUCGGGGCCGGGCUGGGCCGGGAGCCCGGCGGGCACCGGCGUGCGGAGCAGGUUGAAGCUAAGCAGUGAGCAGGAUGCCCCCGGGCAUUUACUGCCCUAUGGAAUUCUGGUCCAAGGGGGAAAACCAAAACAUCCAGGUGGAUUUUCUGCUGCCAACAGGCAUAUACUUGAACCUCUCUGUGCCCUGCAAUGCCAGCUUGGGCGCCAUCAAGCAGGUGGUGUGGAAGCACGCUCAGUAUGAGCCACUCUACCAUAUGCUCAGUGAUCCCGAGGCCUACGUCUUCACCUGCAUCAACCAGACAGCUGAACAGCAAGAGCUGGAGGAUGAGCAGCGACGCCUUUGUGACAUCCAACCCUUCCUGCCCGUACUGCGGCUUGUGGCUCGAGAAGGUGACAGAGUCAAGAAGCUUAUUAACUCCCAAAUCAGCCUGCUCAUUGGGAAAGGUUUGCACGAGUUUGACUCUGUGCAGGAUCCAGAGGUGAAUGAUUUCCGCACCAAAAUGUGCCAGUUCUGUGAGGAGAGAGCAGCAAAGCGGCAGCAGCUCAGCUGGGCAGCUUGGAUGGAGUACAACUUUCCCUUGCAGCUUGAGCCCAUGGCCAAAGGCCUUGGAACUGGACUCUCGCACACACCCGUCAAGAACAUUUUUGUCAACGUCAAGUUUCAGUCUGGCGGGGAGAGCUUCACUUUCCAGAUCUCCCCAAAUGAGUUCCCCAUCACAUUAAUGAGCUAUGCUGUCAAGAAGCAAGCUACUGUCUUCCGCCACGAGACAAUGGAGAACCCAGAGGACUACACACUGCAGGUGAAUGGGAAAUACGAAUAUCUCUAUGGGAACUACCCCCUGUACCAGUUCCAGUACAUUCGCAGCUGCCUGCACCGAGGCUUAACGCCCCACCUGACUAUGGUACACUCAUCCACUAUCAUUGCUAUGAGAGAUGAGCAGGUCAACAGUAACCAACCCCCCAAAGAUGGCAGUGAGCCUCCUCCACUCCCUAAGAAAAAGCCAAACUAUGGUUCUCUCUGGUCCUUGGAGCAGUCUUUCUACAUCGAGCUGGUGCAAGGCAGCAAGGUCAAUGCAGAUGAGAGAAUGAAGCUGGUGGUGCAGGCAGGUCUCUUUCAUGGCAAUGAGAUGCUGUGCAAAACGGUGUCAAGCUCUGAAGUGAACGUGUGUUCAGAGCCAGUGUGGAAGCAGAGGCUGGAUUUUGAUAUUAACAUCUGUGAUCUUCCUCGUAUGGCACGGCUCUGCUUUGCACUCUACGCUGUCAUCGAGAAGGCAAAGAAAGCACGUUCCACCAAGAAGAAGUCCAAGAAAGCUGACUGCCCCAUUGCCUGGGUGAAUGUCAUGCUCUUUGAUUAUAAGGACCAGCUGAAAACAGGGGAGUGCUGCUUGCAUAUGUGGUCUUCCUUCCCAGAUGAGAAGGGUGAACUUCUGAACCCCAUGGGCACGGUGCAAUGCAACCCCAACACAGAAAGUGCAGCAGCCUUGGUCAUCUGCUUCCCCAAUGCUGCAUCGCAUCCUGUGUAUUAUCCAUCAUUUGAGCAGCUGCUGGAGUUGGGGAGGAAUGGAGAACUACCCCGCUCUGCACCAGAAGAUCCAGAGGAGAAGCUGCAACUGAAGGAAAUACUGGAGCGGAGGAGCCACACUGAGCUCUAUGAGCAUGAGAAAGAUCUGGUGUGGAAGAUGAGAUACGAUAUCCGUGACCAAUAUCCACAAGCUUUGGCAAAGCUUCUUACCAUCACCAAAUGGAACAAGCAUGAAGAUGUGGCCCAGAUGAUUUCCCUGCUUCAGACCUGGCCAGAGCUGCCUGUCCUGAAUGCCUUGGAGCUGUUGGAUUUUAGCUUCCCUGAUCGUUAUGUUGGCUCCUUUGCUAUCAACUCCUUAAAGAAACUGACAGAUCAUGAAUUGUUCCAGUAUCUGCUGCAGCUUGUCCAGGUGCUCAAGUAUGAAUCCUACUUAGACUGUGAAUUAACCAAGUUCCUGCUGGACAGGGCACUAUCCAACCGUAAGAUCGGCCACUUCCUGUUCUGGCACCUCAGGUCAGAAAUGCACGUCCCUGCAGUUGCCUUGAGGUUUGGCUUGAUCCUGGAAGCGUAUUGCAGAGGCAGCACCCACCAUAUGAAGGUUUUGAUGAAACAGGGAGAAGCACUCAGCAAGAUGAAAGCUCUGAAUGAGUUUGUUAAAUUGAGUUCUCCGAAGGCCACCAAGCCUCAAGCCAAGGAGAUGAUGCAUGUGUGCAUGAAGCAGGAAACUUACCUCGAAGCACUUUCCCACCUCCAGUCCCCUCUGAACCCCAGUAUUAUCCUCACUGAAGUUUGUGUGGAUCAGUGCACGUUUAUGGAUUCCAAAAUGAAACCCUUAUGGAUUGUUUUUAAUAAUGAAGAGACAGGUGGAGGUGGAGUGGGUAUCAUUUUCAAGAAUGGAGAUGAUCUUCGUCAGGACAUGCUGACUCUGCAGAUGAUCCAGCUGAUGGAUGUCCUGUGGAAGCAGGAGGGCCUGGACCUGAGGAUGACUCCUUAUGGCUGCCUCUCCACAGGAGACAAGACUGGGCUGAUAGAAGUAGUCAUGCAUUCUGAUACCAUCGCUAACAUCCAGCUGAACAAGAGCAACAUGGCCGCCACCGCAGCCUUCAACAAGGACGCACUGCUAAACUGGUUGAAAUCCAAGAACCCAGGUGAUGCUUUAGAACAAGCUAUAGAGGAGUUCACUCUUUCCUGUGCUGGCUACUGUGUGGCAACCUAUGUGCUGGGGAUCGGUGACCGGCACAGUGACAACAUCAUGAUCCGGGAAACUGGGCAGCUGUUCCAUAUUGAUUUUGGUCACUUUUUGGGGAACUUCAAGACCAAAUUUGGUAUUAAUAGAGAACGAGUUCCUUUCAUCUUAACCUAUGAUUUUGUGCACGUCAUCCAGCAAGGAAAAACCAACAACAGUGAGAAGUUUGAAAGAUUCAGGGGUUAUUGUGAAAAAGCCUACAUGAUCCUGAGGCGCCACGGUCCUCUCUUCCUGCACCUCUUUGCACUGAUGAAAGCUGCUGGCCUGCCAGAGCUCAGCUGCUCUAAGGACAUUCAGUACCUGAAGGAUUCCCUCGCUCUUGGUAAAACAGAUGAAGAGGCACUAAAACACUUCAGACUCAAGUUUAAUGAAGCCCUCCGAGAGAGCUGGAAAACCAAAGUGAACUGGCUGGCACAUAACGUAUCCAAAGAUAACAGACAGUAGAGACAUGGAGUCAGCCUGCACACUUGAUCCAAGAGAAUGUACAACCACUUGCACUGAAUCCAACCAUUGUAGACUGGUUUUAUAAGACUGAUGAAUGUUGCCGUGUUCAGAUCCCUCACCUGUGGUCCCAGAGAUCGCACCUUUCUGCAUCACUGAGAGGUGUUGGACUGCCAUCAGCACCCAAUUCAUGCCUGCACUAGAUCUGUGUGUGACAAGGGAGAGGCACAAGGCAAUCAAAUUACUGCCAGCAGUGAAAGGUAGGUAGUUGCGCCGUAUCCUUAACAACUUGUUAAGUUUCAAAUACAUCUUCUAAUGGAAGAGUUCAGGCAGUUUGAAUACACUUUAAGUCAGUAAGUGUGCUAAUAUGUCUAUUUUUAUUUUCUUGACAAUUCAGCUAAACACUGAACAGAUACUCUGCUGUAGCUCUUAUAGCACGGCUGUUGUAGGCCUCUACCAUUACAGCUCAGGCUUUAACUCACUACGUGAUCAGUCCUACCCAUUUUCAGUGUAUAUCAAGGUAGGUCAGCCUAAAUCUCCUCUGAAACCAACUUGUACAACCUUUUUAUUCUGCAUUGUGAUAGAAUUGAAAAAAAAAAAAAAUAAAUCCAUACCAUCACAUCACUGUCUCUGUUGCAGAGACCAGAGAGCUUUGAAAUGCUGCCUAAAAUCUCAUGCCUCAAGAUGAGGUGCUUGGGUUGGCCUAAGUUGAGUUAGGUACAUUUGUUUGCUUCCUUAAAGCAGACCUUAGGUUAAACCCAGCCAGUUUCUUGGUUUCUGCAUUUGUUCUGUUUUUAAGCCUGAAAACAUUAAAAUUGCAUUGUGCCAACAUACCAUUGGGUGCUGUUCGUACCUCCUGGUGGGGUGUUACAGCUGGUUGGCCACCUGGUUUCCCUCUGAUGCAUAGAUGGAGGGCACUGGCCUGCACUUAUGUACUUACUGGGAUACAACACUGUAACCCAGUGUCAGAUGGGAUAGAUGGUACCACUCGGUGCUUAAGUAAAGUUAUUUGGCCAGUCUACUUGCCUGUUUAAAGAUAGAUGCGUGCCAGAUGAGUGGGUUUAGUACUGAAAAAUUGCAUCUCAGUUCAUCUGAAGUUUGUUCCCUGCUCUCUUCAGCCAUAUGCUCUCAGCUAAGGUACACAGCCCUGUUUGUUAUUACAGCUGGGUGCAAAGACUGUGAGUGGGGAGUUCAGCCACAGAGCAAGGUGCAGUCAUCUGUGCUGGUACCUACACUGGACAAACUGCUCCAUCCUUCUCCUGUUGUCACAGCUGCCUCUGUCUCUUUACCAAGGAGAAUCUGUCCCCUCUCCCACAAGGUGCCAUUAAUGUAUUUCUUCUCCUGUGUCAUGUUUUUGUCUCCAGCCAAUGUCCUCACCUGGUGGGCAGUUCUGAGCACUGGUGUUGCACAGGGACAGAUGAACAGGAGCCACUGCUGUCCCUCAUUGCCUCCCAUGAGCAAACUGAGGUGCAUCAAACAGGCUGCAGCCUACGGGUCAUGCUGGAAGAUAAGUAGUCUGUUUAGUAUCUGCUUCCUUUAGCAGUUCCCUGCUGUGCUUCCCUUCCAUUCCCUGUGUUCUUCACAUCAUCACAUUCCUCAAGAGGUGCUAUCAUCAUUGCUGUUUCCUUAUUAAGUUAACUCACGGUGCAGACAGUGUGCAGGAAUAUUAGGCCACAAGCAAACUGAGAGGCAGCGCAACCACAGUAAUCUCAUGGGAGGAAAAAACAUGCUACAAAACCAUAAACAUAAACACAGUUAUCUUACACUGCUGUAAGCAGGGAAGCCUGGAUCCCGUGUCAUACUGCAGCAAGGCAGUCUUACCUUGCAGGUUCCCUGGGUGCGCUCAGGUACUUUGAUCACAGGCUCACAGCGGUUCCUUCCUGCUUACAGAAGUACAAAGCAGCAGUGGCUCCUGUCAUCUGUCCUUCCAUUGUAAAAGUGCAAUAAAACAAAGCUGUAUCAGCAUCAACUGCUAGAGCUGAGCCAUUCCAAAGGUGUCUCAAUUCAGCACAGUUUUACAGCUCGGUUACGCCAUCAACAAAGCUGACUUCCCUCCAAGCAGUAAAAAUGUUGAUGAGUCAUUGAGUGGAUUUCCUCCCUUGUACACCCCUGGGACAGCAUCUUGAAUGGCUGCACUGGGCAGCAAAGAGCUGCUGGCUCCAGCUUUACACAACAGCUCACCUGAUGCUUCCCAGCAAGUUGAACUGCACCGAAGAUGAAAACUUAAAUCAUUUUCAAAGGUCUUAUGUUUCACUGUAAAUAAGUAUCUUCUGCUUUAUAAAUAGGCUCCGUGAUCCUCCCUUCUAUUUAUUCAGAGAUGGUUUUUUUUGUGAUUUUAACUCUGUAUAAACUGAUUGUUCUUAUUCUGUUGCCUUUGAAAAAGAAAAGUAUUUUUUUAAGCCAAGCCGUGGUUCUGUAACAAGAUCGUGUUUACAUGUUUCACUUCUCAGUUGCUCCAGGUACGUGUUUUGUAAAUAAAUAAAAGAGGAUUAAAUUGCACACCAAUGGAUGCCCAAGUGCUCUUCCAUGUGAUAGAGGUCAGCAAUAAUAAAACCAAACUCUACUUCUAGUCCAACAAAUACACAGUUAGGGUGAUGUGAUUCAAUCCUAUUCCAUUCAGGAAGAAAUAAAUACAAGCAACCUUUAGAACCAGAAAUUUAUUGUAGCUUAUAGACUUUCCAAACUGACCCUUUACCAAUAUAUGCAUCUGAAGAGUUAUACCCACAGUGGCUACUAACUGCAUCAGGACGUUCACAACCUCUCAGUAUUACCAUUAACUCAUGAUCAGCUUUAGUCUAAAAUACAGCAGCUACAGUGACAGUAUAUGGAAGGAUAAGUCUUCUACACAUUAACACAAGACAACUGUCAGACAUAAGUUAAAAGUUUCCCAGUUAACUUAAAACUAGCAGUUAUAUUACCACAUAAGUAGUCAAAACCAUUUCCCCAUUUUAGAAAUCUAAAAUUUUACAUUAAAAAAAACCAACACAAAAAACAGUAAGCUCGUUGGGUGGGUUCUCCCUCCUGCUUCCAGGUCCAUCUAGUAUUGUAAAAGGCACUCCACAGAGUCAAGUCUGUUACCCCCAGGUAAAACCCACCAUUAGAUCCCAUUACAUACAUCAGGAGGCGAGAUGCGUGCUAGAGAAGAGAUCUGUUCUGAAAAUCAAAACUAUAAACAUCCAGACCAACCUUUACCUUUUUGAGUUAUGACCCUUCUCCUCCCAUUCCUUUCCCACCACUUGGUUUGCUCCUCUAGCAGGCUUAUCCAGUGCAGCAUUUCCCUGCUGGUACUGCUGGCCACUACUGAGCCUGCUGUGAGUUGGGCUGUGUGCACCUGGAACAUGGGCAGAUCACAUACAAAAUAAAGAAUGGAACUUUGCUUACCGUGCUGAGGAGUGAACGGAGUCCUAUUUUCCUGUUACAAGCAAAACAAGUUACUCUUUAAUCCACUUCCAAACAUAAAAAAAAACAAAUCAAGUAAGCAGGUAUUCAUUACUCCAGGCUCUGCAUAGGACAAAUAAAGUUAAACGGACAAGUCCUGCCUUACAGACAACGAGCGCUCUCUGCUGUGGGGUCAUAACUUACUUUUCGUACCUUUCAGUCAUUU